Ambispora gerdemannii is the source of this 540-nucleotide messenger RNA. The record is from the annotation of a GenBank genome assembly. Lineage: Eukaryota; Fungi; Glomeromycota; Glomeromycetes; Archaeosporales; Ambisporaceae.
AUGUACUUGGCCGAGUCUAGUACUAUUUUUGAUUUCAGUUUAUCGCAAUAUACUCCGAUUAACACCAGACAAUUGGAUUUUUAUUUAAAUGGACUUAUGCCCUUGAUAACUGCAUCUUCUCUUACUCAAGGUCCAAUAACUAUACCAGAAGAUUUAUCUAUCAUCUCAUUGGAUCAAUUAGAUGUUUCUCAAACCAAUAAUCCAUUGAAUUGUGCUGAACAUGAUUAUCUAUUCGUUGAAACUAAUAGCAAGGAAAUAAUUGAUGAUUGUAUUAAUAUAACUCAGAUAGACGAAUUCGUAUUUGCGGACUCAAAAGAACCUUUUGAAUCUAAUGUCAAAGAUAAUAAUACUACUAAUAACUUGAUCCCUUCACCAAUAAAUCCAUUUACAAUUAACACAACUACAAAUAACCUAACCACUACCACAAAUCCUUCAAUCGUUCCAAAUACCUCGUUAAUUUCUUCACCACCACCACAAUCUCCAUUCAUCCCUGAAUAUCUUAAUUGCGAUUCUACAUUUUUGGCUGGAGAUUUGUCGUAA